GGUUGUUGUUUUCCGUGUUGACGUCUGUCCAUCAUGGCUGCUGAGGGGGACUUCUUGGCGAGAUAUCGCGCAGUGUCGAAUAAGCUUAAAAAACGCUUUCUUCGGAAGCCAAAUGUGGCGGAGGCCAGUGAGCAGUUUGGCCAGUUAGCCAAGGAGCUGAAACAGCAGGACUGCUUGCAGUAUGCGGCCUUCUGCAACCUGGCCAUGGCCCGAUGUGAGCAGACUCUCUUCAACGCUCCCGGAGAAGCCUUGGCACUAACAGACGCCGCCCGCCUCUUUCUGUCCUCCGAGAAGGAGAACCGCUCUCUGCAGGCGCCAGGCUUUGACGAGCACCUUCAGGCCGCACUCAACUGCUACAGUUUUGCCAUCAAGGUGUAUGUGGAGAUGAACCAGCCUGUGAUGGCAGCCAGUCUUUGUCUAGAGCUGGGGAACGCACUCAAGGAGAUGAACCGACCAGGAGAGGCCAUCGUUCAUUACCAGAGGGCUGCAGAGCUGCAGACACAGAUGCCGGUGGAAGCUCUUCUGUCACUGGGAGAAAUGGCUUCAUGUAAAAUUCUCACGCGCGACUACGACGGUGUGCUGACGGUGUUUACAGAGAUGCAGUUGAUGUGCCAGGAGAGAGGACUGCAGCUACCGGGCACCAGCACCCUUGUUGGUGCUUUUCUGGACAUUGUGGCAAGAUGUGAGAUCUCCAGAGUGCUACUGCUGAUGCUGCUUGAGCCUCCACCUCAGAAGCUGCUGCCCGAGCACGCCCAGACCUUGGAGAGGUACGCCUGGGAGUCCUUUGACCCGCACAGCCAAGUCAACUUCCUGCCGGAGAAUGUUUUCCUGCUCCUGCAGUCGGUGGUGAUGGCGUGCCAGGAGAAAGACACCGAGUCCUUGAAGUCUCUUCAGACGGAGCUAUGGCCUCUGCUGACCGCCGAGCAGAAUCACCUCCUCCACCUGGUGGUCCAAGAGCGCAUUACACCGUCAGGCCAGGGCAUUUAGUAGUGUCCUGUUGUGAUCCGCUCAGACCAUGGAACAUUCCUGCUUGGGACUGGGUCUGUUGUAAGACCUCUGCAAACACUGUUGUCUUCACAAACAUCUCCUAUAAACAUGUCAACAUAUUUGUGUGUCUACAACACACACAUUCUGCAUAUUUCAUUAUUUUUAGGGCUACAACUGUAUUUAUUUUAUUACCUGAUUCUUGCUUAUGCUAAAAUAAGAGAUAUGCAUAUACAGUUCACUGCGCUUCAAAUAUUGCGUUGUUUUUUUUAAAGAUAUUUAAACAUUUUCUUAAAACAUUCUACAAUUUUUUUGGUCCUAACUUAUGCAUUUUGAACAUAAAAAUAGCUAAAUUAAUCAAUACUAGUGUCAUAUUGACCACUAGAGGAGACCAAACCAUUCAGAGUGCGCUGUUCAGUAUCGUGGCCGCUCAGGAAGCAUUACUAACCCAGGUCUGGGUUUGUUUUUGCCUCAUUCCUGUGAGAAUCCUGCGUGUGACUGAAGCACUAAAGCAGGGGUGUCAAACUCAUUUUCAUUGAGGGCCACAUCGCAGUAAUGACUUCUUUCAGAGGGGCGCUUUUUUUUUGUAAUUAAUUUGCAUUAUGCAUGCGGGUAAUAACCUGUGAUUAAUCAUGAUUAAACAAAAUACAUAUGCAUUUGAUUAUUAGAUUUUUUUUUAUUUAUAACUUGCUUUAAAAUCAUAAAUCAAGGUGACAAGCAGAUAUUUAACUAUUAGUUUUUAUCUCACAAAACUAGUUUUGCAAUACAGUAUAUAACAAUAUAAUUGGCAUUAUCAGAUAACAUUAAAGUUUAAAAUAUGCAUUUUUUUUCUGUGAAAAUUGAAAGAACAAAUGCAUUUAGUUCAAAAAAAAAUAAAAAAAUAAAAAUAUAUAUAUAUAUAUUUAUUGAAACCCAUUUUUUCCAGGCUUUCGCGGGCCACAUAAAAUGAUGUGUUGGCCCCGGGCCUUGAGUUUGACACCUGUGCACUAACGGGUGGGGGUUGGUUACAGUAAAUUCCGAAAUAUAUGCCGCUACUUUUUUCCCUACGCUCUGAACCCUAGGGCUUAUAAAACGAUGUGGCUAACUUCUUCGCUGACAGCCAUAAUGCAAAUAGUUAUCAUAAAACACGCUGAAAUGGUGAUACUGGCAACACAGAAUUGUCCCCCGUGUGCGAAUGUGAGUGUGAAUAAUUGUCUGUGUUGGCCCUGCGAUAAGGUGGCGACUUCUCCACGGUGUAUCCCGCCUUGAAAAUGGAUGUUUGUGCUAUGGUGCCAUCUUUUGCACGAGUUCACUCACUGCAGGUGCGUCCAGGUUAACGUCUGCAAUUAUUUCCUUCCGUUUAGAGCUUUGAACCGGAAGUACAAGUGCAAUCUUUUUAGCCAUCCACAGCGUUGCUACUUGUACAGAUUCUUCAUCACUCUAAGCAACGUUUGUAAGUUUUACAAUAUAACUAAAACAAUUCUUACUUACUAAAGCGUCCCAUGUGUGAUGUCUGUAGGAGUGUUUUCAUGCAUAUUUGUACGUGCUAUCAUAAUGUAAUCAAGCUAGUGUCCUUAGCAUUUAUGAGUGUCUGUGUUAGUAUUAUUAACUUACAUUUUUUGUAUUGUUUCAGUUUCACAAAUUCCUUAAUAAAUUCACCAAAACGUCACAGUGGAGUUAUUGAGUUUUAGCUGCUAGUGGGUCCAUGACGAUGACGUCUGUUUUGUUUGAUCAGCAGUUUUACUGCCCUGUUACAGACAGCGUUUGGAGACAAUUAAGGUAUGUAAAUAAACAUUUACAGAAUAUUUCUGUGUAAAUAACUCAUUUCACAAAGUAUAUAUCUGCCACUUUAUAGUCCAGUGCGGCUAAUAUAUGGAAAACUAUUAUCUUAGUGGGUGUGGCUUAUAUACCGGUGCGCUGUAUAGUCUGUGUAAUACGGUACUUUCAUGCCAAAGCCCACCUAACCCCCUAAGGUUGCAUUUUUCUUCGCUGAUGGCCAUAAUGUAAAAAGUUUUCAAAAACUACACAAGCAAAGACGCCGAAAAAUGUGUGUUAUUUGCAGGUGCUGCAGUAUUGGCGCCGUUCCGUCUUCUAGCCGUCCAUAGCUGUUCUACUCGUAUGGCUUCUCCAAGUAACGUUUCCAAGUUUUACAAUAUAACUAAAACAAUUCUUUCUUACUAAAGCGUCCCAUGUGAGAUGUCUGUAGAAGUGUUUUCAUGCAUGUGUACGUGCUAUCGUAAUGUAAUGAAGCUAGCGUUCUUAGCAUUAGCUAAUAUGCUAACACAUUUAUGAGUGUCUGUGUAAGUAUUAUUAACUUACAUUCUUUUUGUAUUGUUUGUUUCACAAACUCCUCAGUAAAUUCACCAAAACGUCACCGUGGAGUUAUUGAGUCUGGUUAGCUGAUUGGAGAGCUAGCUUGCGCAGCUAGUAGGUCCAUGACAAUGACUUCUGUUUUGUUUAAACAGCCGUUUUACUGCCCUGUUACAGACACCGUUUGGAAACAAUUAAGGUAUGUAAAUAAACAUUUACAGAAUGUUUCUGUGUAAAUAACUCAUUUUCACAACAUAUAUAUCUGCCACUUAUAGUCCAGUGCGGCUAAUAUAUGGAAAACUAUUGUUUUUUAGUGGGUGUGCGCGAUACAAUCUGGAAAAUACGGUACUUUCCUGCCUAAGCCCACCUAACCCCUUAAGGUUGCAUUUUUCUUCGCUGACAGCCAUAAUGUAAAAAGUUUUAAAAAACUAAACUAGCAAAGACACCGAAAAAUGUGUUAUUAUUUGCAGGUGCUGCAGUAUUGGCGCCGUCCAUAGCGUUUUUACUCAUGGCUUCUACAGUAACGUUUCCAAGUUUUACAAUAUAACUAAAACAAUUCUUACUUAUUAAACUGUCCCAUGUGUGAUGUCUGUAGAAGUGUUUUCAUGUAUAUAUGUACCUGCUAUCGUAAUGUAAUCAAGCUAGCGUCCUUAGCGUUAGCUAAUAUGCUAACACAUUUAUGAGUGUCUGUGUUAGUAUUAUUAACUUACAUUUUUUGUAUUGUUUCAGUUUCACAAAUUCCUUAAUAAAUUCACCAAAACGUCACCGUGGAGUUAUUGAGUUUCAGCUGCUAG
This is a messenger RNA of Nerophis lumbriciformis (worm pipefish), 4067 nucleotides long. It is a transcript of the gene f8a, whose product is annotated as coagulation factor VIII associated. Gene Ontology annotation, cellular component: early endosome. Gene Ontology annotation, biological process: vesicle cytoskeletal trafficking. Gene Ontology annotation, molecular function: protein binding. Lineage: Eukaryota; Metazoa; Chordata; Actinopteri; Syngnathiformes; Syngnathidae. The record is from RefSeq and is a predicted model, not a curated record.